AUGGAGCAGGAUGAAGGCCUCGACGACAUGGCCCAAAUGAUGGGCUUCUCCGCCUUCGGCUCCCAGGACCGCCCGCAGAAGAAGCGCAAGUACAACCCAAACGCCGACUCCUUCGUUGAGCGCCAGCCUCCCCAGGCCGCCACCACGAGCUCCAACUCAAUCCCCCUGGGACCGCCGCCCGUCGUGACCAAGCCAUCCACCAACGCGGAUGAAAUUGAUCUCGAGGAUGACGACGGCGAGGACGGCUCACACGCCGUGAAGGGGACCGUGCCGGGCGGAGGGAGCAAUGCUCAAUCAGGCAUGAACAGCUUGCCCCGGCGCCCAGCGGUAGGUGCGGGCGAGGACGGUCCUUCCAACGGGGCUCACCCGGAUCACGGAUCGCGGACGCAGCACAACAACCGCGCCGCAGGCCAUGGUGGCCACGGAGGCAAGCCGUGGUACGAUGGCUACUACGACAGCAUCUCCAAUGAGAAUCCAUGGGAGAAGCUGGAAAAGGCCAUGAAUUUGCAACCCAUUGGCGGUGUUUGGAAAUGA
Messenger RNA from Clonostachys byssicola, 534 nucleotides. Lineage: Eukaryota; Fungi; Ascomycota; Sordariomycetes; Hypocreales; Bionectriaceae. The record is from the annotation of a GenBank genome assembly.